Messenger RNA from Abrus precatorius (Indian licorice), 654 nucleotides. Its product is annotated as ethylene-responsive transcription factor ERF014-like. The record is from RefSeq and is a predicted model, not a curated record. Gene Ontology annotation, molecular function: DNA binding; DNA-binding transcription factor activity. The transcript has a single exon. Gene Ontology annotation, biological process: regulation of DNA-templated transcription. Lineage: Eukaryota; Viridiplantae; Streptophyta; Magnoliopsida; Fabales; Fabaceae. Bases 1 to 654 code for a protein of 217 amino acids.
AUGGUUAAGUCAGAGCACAAGAUCAAAACAGAACCAUCAAAGGCAAUGAGAUCUUUGGCCUCAUCAGAUAGCAAGAAGAAGAAGAAGUACAAGGGAGUGAGAAUGAGGAGUUGGGGCUCGUGGGUAUCGGAGAUUAGAGCACCAAACCAAAAAACAAGAAUAUGGUUAGGCUCUUAUUCAACACCAGAGGCAGCAGCUAGAGCCUAUGAUGCUGCACUUCUUUGUCUUAAAGGUUCUUCAGCAAAUCUUAAUUUCCCUUCAAGUUCCUCGCAAUACAUUCCUCAAGACACUGUCAUGUCCCCCAAAUCAAUCCAAAGAGUUGCAGCAGCUGCUGCAAAUAGUUUCAUUGACAAUGCCACCACUCCUGAUUCAGCCUCAUCAUCAUCACUGGUCUCAUCCCCUUCAAUGGUCUCUUCUCCCUCUGAUCAAAUCGAUUAUGACGCAUCCCUAGUGUCAUCUUUUGAGGCCUACACUAGCUGUGAUCAAGCAAAUGAAUCAAUGGCUGUGAUGGAACCUUGGUAUACCUUUGAUGGUCUUCAAUCCCCGAAGUAUGUUGAUCACAUGUUAAGUGGUGCUUUCUUUGAUAUUGAUUCGUCCCAUUUGCUUGAUGAUCUAUAUGAAGAAAGUGACAUUCGUUUGUGGAGCUUCUGCUGA